Molecule: messenger RNA, 2887 nt
Organism: Fragaria vesca subsp. vesca
Lineage: Eukaryota; Viridiplantae; Streptophyta; Magnoliopsida; Rosales; Rosaceae
Product: pentatricopeptide repeat-containing protein At1g76280-like
Exons: 14
Coding region: 1-2487 (828 amino acids)
Molecular function (GO): protein binding
Source: RefSeq, a predicted model, not a curated record
AUGCCCAGACCUCUAGCCAGGUUUCCAUUGCGGUCCAUCGCAGAAUCACUUCCACACUUCCAGAGACGAAGAAUUGGUGAUGAGAGACUGUACCAUUCUCAAGCUCGUACUGGAUCAUCUGGUCGGAAUGUUUUGUGUAACGGAGCAGUAUCGACUGCGAUGGACCUGCAGAGGCGAAUUGUGGAGGCGCUACGGUUGGGUAAAAGAGGCGAGGCCUCCAAUCUUCUUUUGAGACUAAGCCAGGGAAAUGACUUGAGAGGAGCUGAUGAUUUUGUGCAUGUUCUAGACUACUGUGCCGCGUCACCUGAUCCUUUGUUUGUCAUGGAAGCUUGGAGAAUAAUGAAUGAGAAAGAGAUUAGUCUGAAUAGCCCUUGCUCCUCGCUUAUGGUGAAAGCUCUAUGUGAAGGAGGAUACUUGGAGGAGGCACUAAACUUGAUAAUUUAUCUUAAAGAAAGUCAUGGUUGCUACAUGCUACCUGUCUACAACACUUUUCUGGGAGCUUGUGUCCAAAUGCAAAAUAUGGUUUAUGCCAAUCAGUGUUUGGAAUUGAUGGAGCGACAAAAAGUGGGGAAGAAUGAAGAUACAUACGCACAGCUUCUCAAGCUUGCAGUUUGGCGGAAAAACCUGUCUGUAGCCCAUGAACUUUGGAAGGACUAUAUCAAACACUACAGUUUAAGCAAUAUGACUCUGCAUAAGUUUGUUUGGUCCUUUGGUAGUUUGGGCGAUUUAAAAUCUGCAUGUGAGACAUUGCAAUAUAUGGUGGCUUUAGUCAUCAGAGGAAAGACAUCUGUUACUAAAUCUAUAGAAAGAAAGCUGUAUUCGUCAAGAUUGGACACUCCCAUACCUUUGAACUGUGAAUUGGGCUUGAAGAAAGUUAAUUUGGAGGAGAAUGAACAGUCUGUUCCUUCCAGAUACUGCGAGAAUUUGGAUGGCCAUGUUGUUAGUGCAGAUCGAUGCACCAGAUCUAGCUUGGGUUUUGGAGAAACUGAGAGUGUUCUGGUGAAUGGUCUUAGUAUUCAUACAAGUACACUUGAUAGGUUGUUUUUGGCACAAUCGUUCAAUGCUUUGAUACACGCUUGUGGAAAAUUAAGAAAUGGUGGCCUGGCUGAGCAGUUAGUCCAACAGAGGCAAAAACUUGGGUUUCACAUAACUAGGUUUGCGUGCGAUAGCUUGAUCAGAGCAAUUGUUCCAGAUAGAGGUUUCAGCCGUGGGAUGGAAAUUUUGAAAAGUAUGCAGCUGAGAAAUUUGAAGCCAUAUGAUCGCACUCUUGCAACCCUUUCAAUAAGUUGUUGCAGGGCAUUAGAGUUGGAUUUAGCUGAGACUCUGCUGGAUCAAAUAUCUAUACAUUCACAUUCACAUCCACACGCUUUUAAUGCUUUUCUUGCCGCAUAUGACAUUUUGGAUCAACCUGAACAUGCGGUGCGGAUGCUAGCUAAAAUGAAACAUCUGCAAGUCACGCCAAAUAUAUCGACAUAUGAGCAGCUGUUUUCCUUAUUUGGUAACGUAAAUGCCCCAUAUGAAGAGGGCAACAUGUUGUCACAGGUAGAUGCUGCUAAACGAAUUAAAGCUAUAGAAAUAGAUAUGGCGAGCUAUGGCAUUCAGCACAGUGUUUUGUCAAUGAAUAACGUGCUGAAAGCCCUUGGAGCAGAAGGGAUGAUGAGAGAGCUAAUCCAUUAUUUGCAUGUGGCGGAGGAUCUUUUUUGUCGUAAUAACAUGUAUCUGGGAACACGUAUCUAUAAUACAGCGUUGAAUUCACUUGUUGAGAGUGAGGAAAGCCAAAUGGCAAUUAACAUAUUUAAAUCCAUGAAGUCAUGUGGUUUCCGGGCAGAUGCUGCAACUUAUCAUAUAAUGAUCAAGUAUUGUAAAGUUCUCAAAUGUUACAGAUCUGCUUGUGCAUUGGUUUCUAUGAUGUUGCGAGAUGGCUUCUAUCCUCAGAUAGUAACUUACACUGUUCUCAUAGAUAUUUUGUUGGAAGAUGAUAGCAUUCAUAAAGCAUUGGAUCUCUUGGAUCAAGCCAGCUCAGAAGGGAAUAAACUUGAUAUUUUAGUAUUUAAUACCAUUCUUCGGAAAGCAGGUGAAGAGGGACUGAUUGAUGUAGUUGAGUUUCUUGUUGGGUGGAUGCAACAAGAAAAAAUCCAGCCUGAUUCGACGACAUGCUCUGCCGUUUUCACUGCAUAUACCUACUGUGGUUUUCACAGCACGGCUGUGGAAGCAUUGCAGGUUUUGAGUAUGCGUAUGAUAUGUGACGAAGAUGGAAGCUUUCCUGAGAAGACACAAUUUGAGGACGACUAUAUAUUUGCUGAAGAUGAGGGAGCUGAAUCCCGUAUAAUCAAGCAUUUCAAAGAUUCUGAAGAGAACUUGGCUUUUGCCCUAUUGAAUUUAAGAUGGUGCGCGAUGCUUGGCUUCCCAAUUUCUUGGUUGCCUGAUCAAAGCCCGUGGGUAAAAAGACUCUCAACUAACUAUACCUCCAGAAUAAGAGCUACCUGACAGGGGGAACACACAGAUUGUCGCAUGGUCAGGGCAAUGCAUUGUUGUUAUACAGGCAGAAAAACCUCCUCGACUUCAAAGGCACCAACCAGCCCUUGAAUGAGGCGACACUGCAACUAACCAAUUUUGGAUAAAUAGCACUAACCAGGAAGGUCCAAAAUCAAACUACACAACUGAUUUUUUAGAUAUGUUGUAGGCUACUCUUUGAGAAAAUUAGGAGAACCGAGCAGAGAGGAAAUCAAUAUAUAGGCAAUUUUUUGUUGUAUAAAUAGUCUAUAUAGAAAUCUUGGCUCGGUGGGGAUAAUGGAUUUGCCCUUGUAUUUGUUAACCUCAUAACCUGUGAGCUAAUAGGUUUUUUUUUGUCAGAAGACUGCAUUAUGAGAUGGAUGCAUGCUCUGGU